CUUAAAAUAUUAAAUGUUGCAUGAUAAAAAUUGUUUUUAAUUUGUUUACCGCAUAUAAUUGCCGCUAUUUUUGGGGAACUUAGCACAUGAGAACUUUGUAUAUACUAAAAUGGCUGACGAAGAUUGGGCUGCAUUAGUCGAAGAUUAUGAAAAAAGCACAGAAAAAGUUAAGGAGUUAUCUGUUUCUGAUGAAAAACCUGUGGCUACAACAACAAAUCAAAACAAUGAAGAAGAGACACCUAUCAACUUAGCUGAAGCUUCUCUUAUGACAAAGGUUGUUCGUGAACAUAUUAUCAAUGUCAAAGCAAAUGUUGAAGUGCAGCAGAAAGAUCCAAACUCUCCUUUAUACUCAGUCAAAAAAUUUGAAGACCUGCAUUUAAAUAGCAAACUUUUAUCAGGAGUUUACUCUAUGGGUUUUAAUAAACCUUCCAAGAUUCAAGAAACUGCUUUACCUAUGCUUUUGGCAGACCCCCCAAACAACAUGAUUGCACAAAGUCAAAGUGGAACUGGAAAAACAGCUGCUUUUGUGUUAGCAAUGUUAAGCCGAGUUGAUGCUUCUAAACCAUACCCACAGGCAUUAUGUUUAUCUCCUACAUUCGAAUUAGCUCAACAGACUGGAAAGGUACUUGAGAAAAUGGGAAAAUUUUUAAUUGAAGAUGGUUUGAAGGUUUCCUAUGCAAUACGUGGCAAUAAAUUAUCAAUUGGUAGAAAAUGUAAUGAUCACAUUAUCAUUGGUACACCUGGAUCAGUACUUGAUUGGGUAAUGCGUUAUAAAGCAUUUGAUCCUCAAAAAAUAACAAUUUUUGUUUUGGAUGAAGCUGAUGUCAUGAUUUCUCAACAAGGCCAUCAGGACCAAUCAAUAAGAAUCAAAAAACUCCUGAAACCAGAUUGUCAGCUGCUUUUAUUCUCAGCAACAUAUGACAGUGAAGUUAUGAAUUUUGCGAAUAGUGUAGUUUCUGAUGCAGUAGUUAUACGACUACGUAAAGAAGAAGAAAGCUUAGACAAUAUAAAACAGUUUUAUGUUAUGUGUGAUUCUGUUGAGGCAAAAUACGAAGCUCUUGCGAAUCUGUAUGGUGCUUUAACAAUUGGUCAGACAAUGGUUUUUUGCCAUACAAAAAAAUCAGUAAACUGGCUUGCUGAGAAAUUAUCAAAAGAUGGCCAUGCUGUUGGAUUACUCACUGGAGAUCUAGAAAUUGAGCAAAGAAUUGACAUACUUAAUCGAUUUCGUGAUGGUAAAGAAAAGGUUCUCAUAGCUACAAACGUUGCAGCUCGUGGUAUUGAUGUUGAACAAGUAACUAUUGUCAUAAAUUAUGAUUUACCUGUUGAUGCUAUGAACAGACCAGACUUUGAAACAUAUCUUCACAGAAUAGGGCGCACAGGUAGAUUUGGAAAAAGAGGUCUCGCUAUAAAUUUUGUGGACGGUCGUAAAACCAUGGCAAUGGUAGAAGCAAUUAGUAAACAUUUUGGUAAACCUAUAGAUCUUUUACAAGUAGACGAUUUAGAUGAGCUUGAAAAACUUAACGCAAAAUAAAAGUAUAAGUUUACUUGUAUAUUUAAUAAAAAUAUUUCUAAAUGUUUUUUAGAAAACAAAUUUCUACACUUAUGUGUAGAAUUUCUACUAUGA
Molecule: messenger RNA, 1624 nt
Organism: Hydra vulgaris (swiftwater hydra)
Lineage: Eukaryota; Metazoa; Cnidaria; Hydrozoa; Anthoathecata; Hydridae
Product: ATP-dependent RNA helicase DDX19A
Biological process (GO): poly(A)+ mRNA export from nucleus
Cellular component (GO): cytoplasmic stress granule; nucleus
Molecular function (GO): ATP binding; RNA helicase activity; RNA binding
Source: RefSeq, a predicted model, not a curated record